AUAAUAAUGACUCUCGCAUCGUUAGCAUUAGAAUAUGUUCUUAUAAAGGCCGAUUCGCUUAAUUUGCUUAACAAAAUAAUAAUAAUGCUUUGGCUAUAAUAACCGAGGCUAAGAAGCAUUGGGUUGGUAAAGAAAAUUUUCACGCUCAAAGCGCAUCGAUAAACCAACAUUUGGACGGACAGUGUGUGCUGCUACUGCACCGAGGCAAACUAUUUUAUCUUCCUCUUCCUCUUCCUCUUCCUCGUCGACUGACUGCUGACUUUACGUCUCUGAAAAUAUUAGUUUCUAUUUUCGACGGAUCUGGACUGCGGAGCAAAGUUGCCUAUUCAGUGGUGCAGUGAGUGUGUCUGUCGUCGAGAAAUUAACGUAUUAUAGAAUCGUUGGUGUGCAAGAGUUUUUUAAUUCAGUAUGUAAAUUAACCGUCUAACUAUGUUUAAUAUACGGAAUAUUCAAAAGACAUGUAUAUCCAUGCAUAUUAGGCUCAACCACAAGGUAAAAUGUUUACGACGUCACGGACAUACUAGUUCUUAUAAAAUUGUACUGUCGGAUGAUCCUCGCGAUGAUAUACAGAAUCCUGUAUCAGAUCUCUAUCCAAAUUGGGAACUCUUAACGCCGCAAGGUUUCCGAUUUUAUCUUCCUGGUAGUAUAGGUCCUGGUUGGCUAAACGCCAGGACAAUCGCACGUGCUGAAAUACAGUCUUCGUUAGUACCCAAUGAAAUAGAAGAUUUACAUAUAGCUAAAUUAAAAAAACAUUUUAGAAGAAAAUCUUAUAGUGUGGACAAAUCGUUUUCGUUUCUGCACUUUACUGCUCAAGAAUGUCCAACAUUGUUGAGAAAAGGAAUUUUAGAACUUUUCCCCGGCUGCCUGGAGGUUACUUCCCCCGAGCUUACUAUGAUUACCAUCAGUCAAUUUACUAGAAAUAAAGCAUCGAAGUGGAGUAAAGAAGCUUUAACUGAAAAAUUAGCACAGUAUUUUGUACUUGCUGCAUCUGAUAUGUGCAACAAAUUAAAAACUUGCGGAUUUUGGGCAGAUUUUAUCAAUCCAUUUAGUGGUCAACCAUAUUUAAACCCUCACAAUAACAAAGUACUUUAUAAAACAGACGAACGUUUUCGUUGUGUAGGAUUUAAAGUUCGAAACAAAAUAAAUUGCAGAAUAAUAUCGCACGAUAAUAAUACAAGGAACUUUAUUGGUUAGCUGGCUUUUCUUUUA
Messenger RNA from Ceratosolen solmsi marchali, 1209 nucleotides. Its product is annotated as methylmalonic aciduria and homocystinuria type D homolog, mitochondrial. Gene Ontology annotation, cellular component: mitochondrion. The transcript has 4 exons. The record is from RefSeq and is a predicted model, not a curated record. Bases 430 to 1194 code for a protein of 254 amino acids. Gene Ontology annotation, biological process: cobalamin metabolic process. Lineage: Eukaryota; Metazoa; Arthropoda; Insecta; Hymenoptera; Agaonidae.